Molecule: messenger RNA, 2704 nt
Organism: Manihot esculenta (cassava)
Lineage: Eukaryota; Viridiplantae; Streptophyta; Magnoliopsida; Malpighiales; Euphorbiaceae
Exons: 2
Coding region: 491-2443 (650 amino acids)
Source: RefSeq, a predicted model, not a curated record
UUUUUAUAUGGUAAUGGCAGCCUAUUACCUAACAAAUAUCUCUCCACUACUUCUUGUUUAGCCCUUGACCCUUCUCUCCAUUAUUAGCAUUUGGUCUCUUCUCUGCUCGAACUUUCACAAUGUCUAUAGCCACUUCUCAGAUCCACUCGCUUUCUCGAAAUUUGCUCUAGUUUUGGUUAAUGAAUCUAAAUAAUUUUGAAGGAAGGAGCAAAAGACGCUCCCAAGAUAUUUGCCCAUCAAUUUUAGUUGUUCUCAUUAAAGGAUUUUAUCCUAGAAAUGUUAUCAGAUAUUUCUAGGACCUAAGUGCAUGUUUAUCGUGCUGAAUUGUACAAAGAUGGAUAGGUCAGACACAUCGGGUUUUGUCAGUGGUGGAGAUAGCUUGCACAUUUACAUUUCAUUUUGAUAAUUAUUCAUGCGAGUGGCAUGUGCUAAAAAUUAUUGUUUAACUGGCCUCCUGUUCCUUGGUCCUUUAGUUCACAGCUCGUAGAGAAUGGAUCUGAAUGAUACAGUUAUGCAGCUUUGUCAUAACAGCAAACUUUCUAAAACUGAAAACUUUGGUGAUACAACCUUACGCCUGAACUGCCUUGGCAAUGGAGGAAGCAGUAUGAAUGGAUUUGAGAAUACUCAAAGCGAAUGUAAGGUUGAUUUCUCCAAUGGCCCUGAUGAUGGUUGUAAGUUGGUGCUUGGACUGGGUCCAACACCAACUGCUUAUUGUGAUGAUUAUUACAGCAUGAGGUUUAACAAGACCAAAGUAUCAGCUUCUGCUGCCAUAUUUUCUCAAGGAUUGUCAUCUGAUGCUGAUUCAACCCUUAAACUUGGGCUUUCUGGAGGGACCAAGGAAGCUUGGAGUGGGCUUGAUUGUUCACUUUUGGAGACUGAUACUAGCACCUCUAUUAUGAACCAAGUUUGUGAUGAUGAUAAUAGAUUCUCGAUUCCUGCUGUUGAUGAAGGCUCCACUUCAGCAAAAAAAUCUGGUGGAUACAUGCCAUCGCUCCUUUUUGCUCCAAGAUUGGAUGUUGGAAAAGUUGCAUUGCAUACAGAAGAAUUUCUUGAAUUUGGGGCCAAAUCUAAUAGUCAACAGCUGCAGCUGAACCAUGAACCAUCUGCUACCACAGAUUUCUCAGCGGACACUAUUUCUGAGCAUGCAACUUCUGCCACAUCUUUAGAUCGCAAAACCAGCAACCUAAAGAAGUGCAAGUUUUUUGGUUGUUUAAAAGGUGCACGGGGGGCAUCAGGUCUCUGUAUUGGGCAUGGGGGCGGACAUAGAUGCCAAAAGCCUGGUUGUAACAAAGGGGCUGAAAGCCGAACUGCUUAUUGUAAGGCCCAUGGUGGAGGAAGGAGGUGUCAACAAUUGGGUUGCACCAAAAGUGCAGAGGGGAAGACAGAUUUUUGCAUCGCUCAUGGGGGCGGCAGAAGAUGUGGGUUUCCAGGAGGAUGUUCCAAGGCUGCGCGAGGCAAGUCAGGGCUUUGCAUUAAACAUGGUGGGGGGAAGAGGUGUAAGGUUGAAGGUUGCACUCGAAGUGCCGAGGGACAGGCUGGCUUGUGUAUUUCUCAUGGCGGUGGGCGUCGUUGCCAAUAUCAGGGAUGCACAAAGGGUGCUCAGGGGAGUACUAUGUUUUGCAAGGCUCAUGGUGGAGGAAAACGUUGCAUAUUUGCUGGAUGCUCCAAAGGUGCUGAAGGUAGUACGCCGCUGUGCAAAGGACAUGGUGGGGGAAAACGUUGUCUUUUUGAUGGUGGUGGAAUCUGUCCAAAAAGUGUUCAUGGUGGCACAAAUUUUUGUGUUGCACAUGGUGGCGGAAAGAGGUGUGUUGUGCCAGGCUGCACAAAGAGUGCACGUGGCCGUACUGAUUGCUGUGUUAGGCAUGGGGGAGGGAAGCGGUGCAAGUUUGAAAACUGUGGGAAGAGUGCACAAGGUAGCACAGAUUUCUGUAAGGCCCAUGGUGGGGGCAAGCGAUGCACUUGGGGAGAGGGUAAAUGUGAGAAAUUUGCAAGGGGUAAGAGUGGUCUAUGUGCUGCACAUAGCAGCAUGGUCCAGGAGCGGGAUAUGAAAAAGGGUAGCUUGAUUGGACCAGGGCUCUUCCAUGGCCUUGUAUCUGCAUCUGCUGCAUCAAAUGCAGGAAGUAGCAUUGACAACAAUUAUUCUUCAUCUGGAAUUAGUGCCGUCUCUGAAUGCAGUGAUUCUUUUGAAAAACCAACGAAAAGGCAGCAUCUCAUACCAGCACAGGUAUUGGUUCCUUCAUCCAUGAAGUCAUCACCAUCUUAUUCAAGCCUCCUGAGUGCUGAGAAGCAAGAUGAAGGCAGAAACGGCUAUGCUGCUGGUGGUUCUGGCAGCAUUAGUAGGAUAAGCAGCUUUGAUUACAUGAUACCUGAGGGGAGAGUCCACGGUGGUGGCCUAAUGUCAUUGCUUGGUGGGAAUUUGAGAAACGCAAUAGAUGGCAUUUGAAGUUGGCGACUAUUCAAUGGUAAAAUUGUGCAUAGUGUAGUUCCUAUUCGAGUAGUUUUUGUGUAUAGUUUGUGCCGAUUGAUAGGGAUUAUUAUUGUUAUUGUUGUUGUACCAUAAUGAAUGUACUGGGGACCUGAUUUUUUCAUUUCAUCUUCUGGUUGUCAGGACAAGCUUUCAUAACAUGCCAUAAGCUAGUAAAUAAGGCUAUAAAUGGCAAAUUUGGAUUUAAAAUGUUGGUGUAAUAAGUCCUUUUGUUCAGUA